Drosophila sulfurigaster albostrigata is the source of this 921-nucleotide messenger RNA. It is a transcript of the gene Actn3, whose product is annotated as cytospin-A. Lineage: Eukaryota; Metazoa; Arthropoda; Insecta; Diptera; Drosophilidae. The record is from RefSeq and is a predicted model, not a curated record. The transcript has a single exon. Bases 1 to 921 code for a protein of 306 amino acids. Gene Ontology annotation, molecular function: protein binding.
AUGGAAUGCUUGACAGUCCUGAGAAAAUCGCAUACCGAGGUCAUUGGCGAUUUGCGUGAAAUUUGCGAGAAGCUAAAGUUGAUCAAGUCAGAAACAGCAAAUCUUCGCAAUAACUUGGCUAUGGAAGCGACAGAGGAUAAACUGAUUGGAGAUCUCGUCCAGAAUCAGACACUCUCAAGCAUUAUCUACAAGGCACUAUUGAAGAUGGCAAAUAUGGAUGAUAAAUUAAAUGUGCUCGAACAAAAUAUGAAAGUCACUUCAACUGAGGCUGAAAAGCUUGUACUUGCAGCGGAUGAUCAUCCCAAGGAAUUGGUAGAUUCCGAUUCUGAUUCCGAUGACGGAUCUUCUACUUCAACUAUAGUCGAUGAGCCAUCGAAUGUCCCAUACAGCUCUGAGCUGCAAACGCUGCUCAAUUCGCUUAAGAAUCGAGAGAUUCAACUAGAUUUCAGUCUAAAGUUAGAGUCGACGGUGAAACAACAACUUGUGCAUCCCAUUGUGCGCAUUAAGGAGAGUAAUGCUGCUGAAGAUCAGAAUAUUAACUCUUCGGAUCCCAUUGAUAGAAAACUGUUUGAAUCGUUUGGAGAUCAUCGCAACAGGUUGCUGGCUCAUUGCCAGUAUGUGAUGCGAUCCUAUGGCAUUCCUAUGUACGAGUUCUCGACGUCUUGGGCUAGUGGACACGCGCUUUGCGCCCUCAUUCACUAUCAUCACCCGGAAUUGAUCGACGAGUCGUAUUUGAAGUGCAAAAAUGCUGAUGUCACUCUGCAAUAUGCCAGCGAUGUAGCACGUUCAAUUGGCGUCGAAUUCGAGGGGAGUUUGGUCCGAUUGUAUCGUCAAAAGCGUCCCAGCUAUAUCAAGGUGUUCACUUUCGUCCACAAGCUGUAUAACAAACUCAUCUCUAUACCGAUGCCCAAAAGCGAGUGA